Molecule: messenger RNA, 2623 nt
Organism: Doryrhamphus excisus (bluestripe pipefish)
Lineage: Eukaryota; Metazoa; Chordata; Actinopteri; Syngnathiformes; Syngnathidae
Source: RefSeq, a predicted model, not a curated record
GCGCCUUUUGUGUGUGACACUAUACCGGAAAGAGACGGAGACGGAGUUUUACAUUGAAGGAGUAAACCUGCUAUAAUGUUGAGUAAGUCUGCAGAUGUAACCGUCCACUCUUUGGUGUUCAGGGAGUAACGGACGAGAGUGAAACAGAACUUCCUCUUACAAAAGAGAAGAAUGAGCGACAACGUCAGCAAAUGGACGCCUGAAAUCGUGUUACACAGAACAGUUUAUUCCACUCACGGCCCGCCUCCAGACACGCCUACUCUGCUGUGAUUGGUCACACUCCCAAGAUCUCCAGAGGACUUCUGGACUGCUGCUGAAGCCCAUUUUCUAAUUUUGUAAUACAUCAGUGAAGAACAUCUUCCCCCUGAGCAGCAGGAGUGGAACUCCAGGAUGCAGCACAUUAAAGACAAAGAGGAGGGUGUGCACCUACGAGAUCUCAACAUAAAAGAGGAAAAGGAGGUGCCACAGCUUCUUAACGUUAAAGAGGAAGAAAAGGAGCUACAGCCGCUUCACAUAAAAGAGGAACAGGAUGAUCGCAUCAUCAGUCAGGAGAAGGAGCAUCUUGAAGGAAUGGAGGAGUUCACAAUGAUUGGUGUCAAUGUGAAAAGUGAAAAUGAUGAACAUCAAAGUGAGGAGAAGAGAGAGCUGGAGCUUCCGAGCAGCAGCUCAACUCAACACGCGACUACAGAAGCUGACGGAGACCACGGCGGAGGAUCACCAGCUCACGACCUCUUAGCUCCACUAACAGAUAGCGACGACACAACAUCACGCUCCGACACUGAUGAUGAAGACUAUGAAGCUGAUGCGACCUCUCACACGGACAACACACGCUGGAAAUGCUCUCAGUGUGACAAAACGUUCGUUAGCAAGGGGAAUCUGAAAAUGCACAUGAGAUAUCACUCAGGAGAGAAACCUUUCUCCUGCUCUGUUUGUGGUAAAAAGUUUGUUGCUAAGUCAUUUUUGAAAUCACACAUAGCCGUGCAUACCGGAGAGAAACCUUUUCCUUGCACAGUGUGCGGUAAAAGAUUCUCGCAGCGGUAUUAUUUGAAGCUUCAUACAAGCGUGCACACGGGACAGAAACCGUUUCCUUGCUCCGUGUGCGGUAAAACAUUUGUUCAACAAGGUAAUUUAAAAACACACACGAGGAUACACUCUGGGGAGAAAGCGUUUCCUUGCACGGUGUGUGGUAAAAGAUUUGUGCAACAAGGUAAUUUAAAGUCACACAUGAGAGUACACACUGGAGAGAAACCUUUUCCUUGCAUGGUGUGCGGCAAAAUAUUCUCUCGGCGGUCUCAUUUGAACGAACACACACGAAUACACACCGAUGAGAAACCUUUUCUUUGCACGUGGUGCGGUAAAAGAUUCAAGGAAAAAGGGGGUUUAAAUAAACACACAAGGGUACACACUGGAGAGAAACCAUUUCCUUGCAUGGUGUGCGGUAAAAGAUUUUCCCAGCAGGCACAUUUGAAAGUUCACAUCAGAGUACACACUGGAGAGAAACCUUUUCCUUGCGUGGUGUGUGGUAAACGAUUCGAUAAUCAAAGUACUUUAAAAAAACACACAACAAUACACACUGGAGAGAAACCUAUUCCUUGCACGAUGUGCGGGAAAAGAUUCGACAAUCAAAGCACUUUUAAAAAGCACACAAGAAUACACACUGGAGAGAAACCAUUCGCUUGCACGGUGUGCGGUAAAAAGUUCACUCAGCAGUCACAAGUGAAGGAACACACAAGAGUACACACUGGAGAGAAACCUUUCUCUUGUGCAGUUUGCGGUAAAAGAUUCUCUAAGAAGAUAUCUUUGACGGGACACACAAGAACACACACAAGAGAACAAACCUUUCUUGUUCAGGGCGUGGUCAGCGAGUCACAAAUACUACAAACCUGACCCAACACAAAAGAAUCCACGCCGGAGAGGAAGUGGAUUGCAGUUGGGGAAGUACGAAAAAGCAAGGCAGUAUUACUGUACAAGAAGCGAAAGCUGUAGAAAACAACGACUUUGAACAUUUCAAACUGACAUUAUGAUAAAAGGUGUCAUUAAUCUCACUUUUUUUCUUGAAUAAACAUACCCAAAAUCUAAAUUCCAUCAUGCCGGGGCAAAAAAAAUAUGACUUAGUGGGAAUGCAAAAUUGUAAUUUCCAUACACUGCUCGCUUGGUCCUAUUUUAAAUUUGUCAUAAAUAAUAAAUUAUAUGUUUUACUUUCAUGGUGUAUAUGGAAUAAAGACAAGAUUGAGCACCAGUCCAACUUUACCACUGUGUUAUUGAUGCCAAAAAAAACUAUUUAUAACUUUUGAAAUACAUGAUUUAACAUAAUUAGAGCCAUGUAGACAUGGAAUGUCACUAAGAAGCUCACAAACUAACUUGUUCUCAAAUGUACUCAUUCUAAACUUAAGUAUUUCAAGGGGAGUAGGAGAGGAACUUACCACUUCCACACGGAAUGAGAGGUCAAUCUUUUUAUCACUCGAUCUCCGCCAUGACAUGUGGGGUUGGUGCUGUUGGAUUAAUAGCCAGCAGUGCCAGCUGUAUUAGAUGUACAAUGCGUGCAUAAUAAGUCGGUUUUAAUACCCAUGUUAUGUUAUGUUAUGUUAUGUUAUGUUAUGUUGUGUUGUGUUGUGUUGUGUUG